This is a messenger RNA of Cyclopterus lumpus (lumpfish), 1279 nucleotides long. RefSeq names its product platelet-derived growth factor alpha polypeptide b (gene pdgfab). Lineage: Eukaryota; Metazoa; Chordata; Actinopteri; Perciformes; Cyclopteridae. The transcript has 6 exons. The coding region runs from base 98 to 721 and encodes 207 amino acids. Gene Ontology annotation, cellular component: membrane. Gene Ontology annotation, molecular function: platelet-derived growth factor receptor binding; growth factor activity. The record is from RefSeq and is a predicted model, not a curated record. Gene Ontology annotation, biological process: positive regulation of MAP kinase activity; positive regulation of phosphatidylinositol 3-kinase/protein kinase B signal transduction; positive regulation of ERK1 and ERK2 cascade.
GGGAUGGUUGUGGAUCCCGUGGGGCCAGGAGCGAUUCUGCGGCUCCUCCAGAAUAGCACCUUUUUCUCGUUCGGGGUUCAUUCUGAAUUAAAGGGAGAUGAGAGCCGCACUUUGUUACUUCCUGCUGUGGACGACGUACCUGCUGCUGGCCACCUCUGAGGAAGUGGAGUUUCCCCAGGAGCUGAUAGACAGACUGUCCCACAGUGAAAUCCACAGCAUCAGCGACCUCCAGCGGCUACUGGACAUUGACUCCGUAGGUGCGGGAAACAAUGUUAUCGAGGAGCCCAAGAACCACAAGCAGCACAACCACCAGAAGAACUACUCCCGUCACCACGGUUACUACAACGACCUGAAGAGCUCCCAGCACAGCCGACGCAAGAGGAGCAUCGCAGAGGAGGCGGUCCCGGCGGUGUGUAAGACGCGGACGGUGAUCUACGAGAUCCCCAGGAGCCAGGUGGAUCCCACGUCUGCCAACUUCCUGAUAUGGCCGCCCUGUGUGGAGGUGAAGCGCUGCACGGGCUGCUGCAACACGAGCAACAUGCGCUGUCACCCUUCCCGCAAGCACCAUCGCACCGUUAAGGUAGCGAAGGUGGAGUACGUGAAGAGGAGACCCAAGCUGAAAGAGGUCUUUGUGCGGUUAGAAGACCACCUGGAGUGUGUGUGUGCGUCACAACAUCAUGUGGUGGAGCACUCGGAUGCAGAAACAGUGGACGUGAGGUGAGACCAAUCAGAGCAAGGGACUUCAGCGUGGGCGGGACCUAAAUGGAGGAUGUCACCAACAGGAGACCUGCUCUGUCCUCUCCCCCACCGCCGUGCGACCUUCGUUUCAAAAGGACAAACUUUUCUGUUAAGACGAGACACUGAAAACAAACAACAGACAAAAAUGAAUAAGAUGCCAAAGGUGCUUUUUAAAAAAAACAAAAAAACGAGUGAUGAUGACUUCUUCUGUGGAACGCCACCUACCCGGACAACUGAACCCUGCUGCUGAUUAAGAAGGAAAGAGAACGAUGGGGUAGCUCGGGCAGGCAGAGGCCGAAGGGAGAUGAUGAAAGGGAUUUGUGUUGAACAUUUUGAGACUUUGUUUGAACGAGACGCACAACAGAAACCGCUACGAAGCAGUCGGAUCAAACCUUUUGUGGGAACCCGGUGCUCAGACUCCAAAACAGCGGUGGAUGACCUCCAGCUGGGCGACAUAAAAGUGGCCUGCCCUGUUUAAAUGACUCUUGCUUUCACAGGAAGAGAGAAAGAGAGAUCAAGGAAAAACAAUGGAAAGAGAGAA